UGUUUCUUUGAAGUUGGAAAAGCUAUAUGUGGAAGGAAACCUAGGACAAACUGAUGGCAUAAGAUAAGCUGCAUCUAGAAAUAAUCAACUCUAACACCAGACCCCUUUGCUCAUGACGGGAAAUCUCUGCUACAGCCUCGUCCAACAGUAACUGCAAAUUACACAAGGAUAAUGUUGCCCUGUUUGAAUUUUGCUGUGGUCCUCUGUGUCUUUCAAGUCCUCUGCAUCACCGCUGAUAUAGACACAAGUAGCUUCCUGAUCUUCAAUGAAGAGCACAACAAGUGCAUAAAGGUGGAGAGUGCCACGUCUAUAACAGUGGAUGAUUGUAAUCCUCAUGCCAAAGAUCAACAGUUCCGAUGGGUCUCUGAGUCUCACCUCCUCAGUUUGUCCCUCAAGCUGUGUUUGGGUACUACAGCAAUAGAAGACGGGGUGAGAGUGCAGCUCAUGAAAUGUGAUGAGAGCAAUGACCUCCAGCAUUGGCAGUGUAAGAACGAUACCCUCUUUGGCCUAAAAGACCAGGACCUGCACUUAAACUGGGGUCACCGCCAUGACGAAAGGGUUCUGAUACACAAAGGUUCAGGGACGUGGAGUCGCUGGAGGAUAUAUGGCACUCAGGGGGACCUCUGUUCAAAGGGAUAUCAAGUUGUAGGUCCCACUGCUCCCCCACAGCUUCCUGGAAACUGUCCACAAUCAACAAGCAGGGGAACAUGGAUACCUUUCAGUGGCCAUUGUUAUUCCUUCUUCAGCUCAGUGACCAAUGACUGGGCCCAUGCCACAACUGAAUGUAUAAAAAUGGGUGCUUCUCUAGUGAGUAUUCAGGAUCCUAUUGAGAGUAAAUUCAUAGAAGAGAAUGUGGAGAUUCUCCAGGACAGUGCUAAAACCUUUUGGAUUGGCAUGUACAAGACACAUGAAGAUAAGUGGAUGUGGAUCGAUAACAGCCCUUUGGACUAUACCAACUGGAAAUCAGGAAUGGCACAGUCAGAGUCGUGUGUGUACAUCAGUUCUGACACUGGUCUGUGGAGUACGACAGACUGCACAAGGUCAUUUUCUUACAUCUGCAAAACACCAAAAGACACAAAUAGCUUCCUGAUCUUCAAUGAAGAUCACAACAAGUGCGUAAAGGUGGAGAGUGCCACGUCUAUAACAGUGGCUGCUUGUAAUCCUCAUGCCAAAGAUCAAGAGUUCCGAUGGGUCUCUGAGUCUCACCUCCUCAGUUUGUCCCUCAGGCUGUGUUUGGGUACUACAGCAAUAAAAGACUGGGUGAAGGUGCAGCUCAUGGAAUGUGAUGAGAGCAAUGACCUCCAGCAUUGGCAGUGUAAGAACGAUACCCUCUUUGGCCUAAAAGACCAGGACCUGCACUUAAACUGGGGCAACUACGAUGAGAAAAGCGUCAUGAUCUACAAAGGUUCAGGGUUCUGGAGUCGCUGGAAGAUAUAUGGCACUCAGGGGGACCUCUGUUCAAGGGGAUAUCAAGAGACAUUCACACUAGGAGGAAAUGCUUUUGGAGCCGCUUGUCAGUUCCCUUUUAAGUUCCAUGAGAAGUGGUACGCCGAAUGUACUAAAGACGGUCGUACGGAUGGACAGCUGUGGUGUGCCACAGAGAGAGAUUAUGAUAAAGUGGGAAAAUGGGGAUUUUGUCCAGCCAGAGUUGUAGCUCCCACUGCUCCCCCAAAUCUUCCUGCAGACUGUCCACAAUCAACAAGCAGGGGAACAUGGAUACCUUUCAGAGGCCAUUGUUAUUCCUUCUUCAGUUCAGUGACCAAGGACUGGGCCCACGCCUCAAUUGAAUGUAUAAAAAUGGGUGCUUCUCUAGUGAGUAUUCAGGACCCUAUUGAGAGCAAAUUCAUAGAAGAGAAUGUGGAGAUUCUCCAGGACAGUGCUAAAACCUUUUGGAUUGGCAUGUAUAAGACACAUGAAGAUAAGUGGAUGUGGAUCGAUAACAGCACUUUGGACUAUACCAACUGGAAAUCAGGAAAGUCAGAGUCGUGUGUGUACAUCAGUUCUGACACUGGUCUGUGGAGUACGACAGACUGCACAAGGUCAUUUUCUUACAUCUGCAAAACACCAAAAGCCCACGUCGUCCAGGAAACUACACAUCGGUCCGCUGGCAUCACUGUGGCUAUAGUAUUAAUUGUAAUCGCCUUAGUUGGACUUGGUGCCUUCCUCCUGUUCCAUAAAAGGAUACCUAGGAUACCUGCCCCCACCCUGGGAGAAUUCACCUUUGACAACAAGUUAUACUUCAACAAUCCAAACCGAGCAGCGGUGGACACCAAAGGGCUGGUUGAGAACAUCGAGCAGAAUGAGCAAGCAUAGAAAAGCAGGAGAGGAUUGGCAAUCAACCCCAUGAAAAUUAGAUUUCUGUUUUUAUUUUAUGCUUUUAUUGUGGAUCACUUCUCUGGAAACUGGAACUGCCUGGUGGUUUUUUGAGGAAUUUUUACGAUUUUUGUAUCAAAGAUAGUUAUUACAAAUUAUUGGGUUUUCUUUUUCAUGAUAAUGUGAUAUGUGAAAUGUGUACAGAUUGUUUUGUGUUUUGUUUUACUUUUAUAAUCAACAUAAAGAAUAAUGAAAAUGACAAAAAGUGAAUGUGAUUUUUAGUGCAAUUUGACAAAUCUAAGUUGGAAUGCUCUCUGCAUCCAUUUAACGGCAUUUAUAUUAA
Oreochromis aureus is the source of this 2656-nucleotide messenger RNA. Its product is annotated as macrophage mannose receptor 1-like. The transcript has 12 exons. NCBI's taxonomy places the organism in Eukaryota, Metazoa, Chordata, Actinopteri, Cichliformes, Cichlidae. Gene Ontology annotation, molecular function: signaling receptor activity. The record is from RefSeq and is a predicted model, not a curated record. Bases 172 to 2313 code for a protein of 713 amino acids.